GUCACAAAUUUGCCUUGACGCGGCGGGAGAAGGUCGCCGCCGUCUUCUUCACCCACCCGUCAAGAGCCGGCAAGGAGAAGAAGGCUCGGCCAUGCCAUCUCAAGAUCAAGUCGAUGCAGCAGCCCUUCAGCUAGCCAUCUCGGCGAGGGAGCUCCUCGGUUUGCCAGUCGAGGCCCACGAGGAUGGCGGCUUCUCGUCAUCGGCGCCGACCUUGCCAUAUCACCCACCAGAGGUCCCUGCCUCAUCCAUCACACCGCUUUCCUUCGCACAGAAGCUAGCAUGCCCGAGCCCGCUUCUCAUCCGAGGCGCCCUGCAGGAUCGCAAAGCUCUUCAGCAAUGGAAGGAGCCUGGCUACCUCGUGGCAAAGAUGGGCAACAAGAAGGUCAAGGUGUCGGUUACGCCUGACGGGCGGGCCGAUGAUUUGAAGCCGCUGGCUGGGCCAGGUGGCCAGGAGAAGACAGUAUUUGCUCUGCCUGCUGAGGCUGAGAUGACCUUUGCCGAGCUCAUGAGCAAGGUCACAACCCAAUCCUCACAGCCAUCGUCAUCACACGACCCCUCGCCCGUCUACUAUCUCCAAUCUCAAGACUCCAAUCUGACAGACUCAUCGACAGGAGCUGGCGACCUCAGCCCCUUGCUGCAAGACCUGCUCGACUCGGAGGGCCGCAGCGAUAUCUCUUGGGCGAGUGAGGCAAUCGGGUCAAAACCGGAAGCGGUCAACGUUUGGCUGGGAGGAUCGAAAAGUCAGAGUAGCAUGCAUCGCGACCAUUACGAGAACCUCUUCUUCACCGUACGGGGCCGUAAGACGUUCACCGUCUUCCCACCUUUCGAGGCUCACUUCCUUUGCGAGGAUCCAAGGCGCCCCUUUGACGUACAUCGGCACUCUGCUGACCUGCCGCACAACCUCAGCGCUACACCGGAAGAAGGUACUCCGGCCACGCCAUGGAUCCCCAUCGACCCAACAUUACCGCCUGAUGCGGCGAGGAACAGGCCCAACAGGCGAUAUGCCAAGGGAUUGAAGCCGCUGAGCAUCGAGGUCUCUGAAGGGGAGAUGUUGUUCUUACCUGCGGGCUGGUAUCACCACGUGUCGCAGCAGGCUGAUGAUCGCACCGAACGAGUCUGCAUAGCCGUCAAUUGGUGGUACGAGAGCCAAGCUGCCUUUGGCCCACAGUGGGCUAUGCUAGACUUCAUCAAGGCGAUGGGCGACGGCGUGCACGACGACGACGACGACGACGAUGGGGAGUCAAGAUGAGUCAGGUAGCGUGCAGUGAAGUCAAAAUCGUGAUAUUACCGUGUGCGCGG
Jaminaea rosea is the source of this 1299-nucleotide messenger RNA. RefSeq names its product Clavaminate synthase-like protein. The record is from RefSeq and is a predicted model, not a curated record. Bases 92 to 1249 code for a protein of 385 amino acids. Gene Ontology annotation, molecular function: 2-oxoglutarate-dependent dioxygenase activity. Lineage: Eukaryota; Fungi; Basidiomycota; Exobasidiomycetes; Microstromatales. The transcript has 4 exons.